Rhipicephalus microplus (southern cattle tick) is the source of this 3235-nucleotide messenger RNA. RefSeq names its product sodium-coupled monocarboxylate transporter 2. Gene Ontology annotation, biological process: sodium ion transport; transmembrane transport. Gene Ontology annotation, cellular component: membrane. NCBI's taxonomy places the organism in Eukaryota, Metazoa, Arthropoda, Arachnida, Ixodida, Ixodidae. Gene Ontology annotation, molecular function: symporter activity. The record is from RefSeq and is a predicted model, not a curated record.
UUAUGAGCCGCAGACUCACAGUCGCCGCGCCGAGAGGAUGCGACCAAUUCGGUCGCGCGUUCGACUGGCCUUUUAGUUCUGUCGGCGACCUUCGUUCGUCUGGGACGUCCCAGACAUCACCGCGGCUCCGUCAGCAUCGGGUGAGAAGCCACCGAGUUUGGCGUGCCCUCAAUUCGGCCCUUACAAAGACGAGGAAUCUACCCAGGAAAAGUCAUCGAGUUGAACUUGUCGGAGUACCCGCCGGAAUCGACCAAGCAUACUCCUGAGACAUCGUGGCUCAUGGCUGCUGUGUGACGUAAGGGCGGACGACGAAAAAGUGGUUUCGACGUGGCUGUCGUUUGCUCAAAUAUAAAAAAGAGCCUAUUGUGUCCAGGCUGGUCCAUACGCAACCACAAUCCUGGUGGGAAUGGUAGUGGAUCGUCUGCUUCUUUGUCACACCGAAUUAAACUGGAACUUAGAGCUGUAUACGCUCCAAACGAAGCUACGCACACUCGUAUCCUGACCGAAAAAACUCAGCGGACGUGAGAGAACCAUAGUGUCGACUGCUUUGAAGGAGCACGUGUUCGCAAAGGGUGAAGACCUCAGGUGGAAAAGUGUGCGCGCCCGUGAAGAGAGACGCACAAGUGCGGUCGUGGGCACAAAGCGCAGCACCGAGAAAGUAUGCGCAGAGGCAAUGAGCCCGUGAGCCGGAUAACAGUGAGGAUUUAGACACAGUAGAUUGACCAGACGGUGUCACACAAUUGAGAUAAGCAAUAGAGCCCACCUCCUUGCCUCUCCCACGAGUGCACACGUGAAACGAGAUACGUAGAUUACCUGGCGCUAAUGUAUGCGGACAGAACAACCGAGAAACGGCAGUAGGCCGAGACACUGCUUUCAGAAUCAGUGGCACUUCGUGCGAGGUCGAGUCAUAAAAGCCCGCGCACGCGGAAAGAAGCCCAGACAUUACAACACUAAUUGUCGCCUCUCCCUGCGGAAGAGUUCUGGAAGGGGAAAUCGAAAGGGCAAGGCCGAGGGUGUACCGCAAGACGCUCCUGAACCAGGUAAAGGACACUCUGUAAGCACGUGCGAAUGUACCACAGGAUUACGGCGGCACAGCCAGUGCACCGAAACACAAUACCUACCUAGGUGGAAAGCACUCCGAAAGAGCUGCAAAAGUCAGUGAAAGCUCACCGCAUUACGCGCAGCAGUUGUGGUCACUGCUACUUUCUGUGGUUAGCGUGCGUGCAAAACGACUCCUAUACUGAAGCCGGGGCACUGCUGACGAGCUUCGUUCUAGAGGUCCCGUUCUACUGGAGACUCGAAACACACACGGGUUUUUCCAGGAAAACCGUUAAAGAUAGCCUGCUCUUUGACUGUCUGUGGAAUAGUGCAUAGAAACGGGGAGAAGUGUGCGUACGAGGCAACCACCUCAAGGGCCACCGUUUGAUAACGCCCGCAAAAGACACUCUUCACAAGGAAGAGUGCAAGAUGGCUGCCACUCACUUCGCCGUGCUGGACUAUGUCGUGCUCAUCGGGUUCCUGGUGCUCUCCGCGGGCAUCGGCGUGUUCUUCGCGUGGCGAGACCGGCGGCACGGCUCCAACAAGCACUUCCUGACCGGAAACAGAGAGCUUAGCUGGCUUCCGGUGUCCAUGUCCAUGAUGGCCAGCUUCCUGUCUUCCAUCGCCAUCCUCGGACUUCCGUCGGAAGUGUUCCUGCGCGGCUCGACCAUCUGGACCGGUGCCAUCUCAUCCAGCAUGGCUGUGCUUGUGGCAGCAUUCGUAUUCCUGCCCAUGUACUACAAGAUGGACAUCACCAGCAUUAACGAGUAUUUGGAGAAGAGGUUCAUGUCAACUGCUGUAAGAAACAUCGCUUCGGCCGUCUUCAUCGUGCAAACGCUGCUUUACAUGGGUGUUGUGCUCUACGGCCCUUCAUUGGCUCUAGGAUCUGUGACAGGCAUACCUGUAUGGUCCUCCAUCCUACUGAACGGCAUCGUGUGCACUUUCUACACCGCCAUAGGUGGCAUCAAGGCUGUGGUAUGGACGGAUGUGGUUCAGAUGGUUCUCAUUUACGUCGGCUAUAUCAUGGUCAUUGCAUCGGGCGUCUAUCACUUGGGAGGCUUCGGCAACAUGUGGCAGAUCGCCGGUGACGGAGGUCGGCUUAUAUUCCUCAAUUGGAGCACAAGCCUUUACGACACGUACACCACCUGGAAUGUCGUCCUCGGCUGGACUAUCGGAUGGAUGAGCGCCUACUGCGCCAGCCAGACUCAGGUGCAGCGCUACUCCAGCAUGAAGUCGCUCAGACGAGCACGCAGGGCACUGCUGCUCAACAUUCCCGGCGUGGCCCUGACCUUGCUGCUGUCCGUCUUGUCGGGGCUGACACUCUACGCCGUGUACCGGGACUGCGACCCCACGCUCACUGGCGACAUCGACAAAGCAGAUCAGUUGAUGCCAUACAUUGUGCAAGACUUGCUGAGGAACUACCCCGGACUCAGUGGCCUCCUUGUGGCGUCUGUCUUCAGCGGUUCCCUAAGUACGCUUUCUUCCGGCUACAAUGCCCUGGCAGCGGUGACCUGGGACGAUUUCAUUCGGCCUCGGGUCAACAUCAGCGAAGCCGCCGCGCUACGACUCACGAAGCUGAUGGCCGCUGCCUACGGCCUACUAUCCAUAUCGAUCGCUUUCCUCACCGGAACCAUGGAAUCUAUCAUACAGGCAUCGGCUUCGCUGGUCGGAGCCCUGUCCGGUCCCCUGCUGGCCAUUUUCGUCCUGGGAACUUUCUUUCCUUGCUGCAAGAAGAAGGGUGCCAUUACGGGAAUACUGGUAGCCAUGGCAACGUCCUGGUGGCUCGCUCUAGGCUCCAUCGUAUACCCGCGCGAUGCAGACGACCUACCCACGUCCACCGCAGGCUGCGUCGACUUCAAUCAGACCAUCACGGCUGGCUCAUUCGACCCCCCACCAUUACCGAGCGGAAUCUUCCAGUUCUACCACAUCUCAUUCAUCUGGAUCGGCAUUGUCGGCUUCCUCACGCACAUGGUGGUGUCUCUAGCAGUCAGCCUCGUUUUCGAGAGAAACGAGAAGGAAGAGGUGAACCCCAAGUACAUAUGCCCGUUCGUCCGGCAGUACAUGAGCAAUUACGUCAAGAAAAGCACCGACAACGUACUCAAGGAGCCUCUUCCUACGACGAACGGAGUGUCACCGACGGAACUCAAGCGGCUGAUGUCAGAAGACCAAUAAAAAAAACGAAAACACGAAAACGCAA